UUUUUUUCUCUCUCUCUCUCUCUCGCUCGCUCUCGCUCUGUUUCAACAUCACCAUUAGUCCCCUCUCUCUCCUACUUCUUUCUCCAUCAUUCUUGAUCUAACCGUCUACCGACAAUGUCCGUCACCGUAAGUCCACCGGCCGUCCGAUCUUUCUGUCUUUCUCCAUCUCAGGUGGGAAUCCCACGGUUUAGGAUGGCCGUCCGAUCUAACGUUGUCACCGUCGCCCCAAUCUUGACAAAGUUGCAGAAAGACUGCGCUACUCCUUUGCCCCUUUUGCGCCACGUGGCCGACUCCAUGGCCGCCGACAUGCGUGCCGGCCUCUCCGCUGACACUGGCAGUGAUCUUCCGAUGAUUCUCAGCUAUGUCGAUUCUUUGCCAACUGGUAACGAGAAAGGAUUGUUCUAUGCAUUGGAUCUUGGAGGAACAAAUUUCCGAGUGCUGAGGGUGCAAUUGGGAGGGAAAGAUGAUCGCGUGAUCGCUACUGAAUUCGAGCAAGUUUCAAUCCCACAAGAGAUCAUGUUUGGCACCUCUGAGGAGCUAUUUGAUUUUAUUGCUUCUGGGCUAGCAAACUUUGCCGAAAAGGAGGGUGGAAAUUUUCAAUUGCCUAGUGGAAGGAAAAGGGAAAUUGGAUUCACCUUUUCUUUCCCGGUGAAGCAGACAUCUAUUGACUCUGGCAUACUAAUCAAAUGGACAAAGGGCUUUGCAGUCUCUGGAACGGCUGGAAAAGAUGUAGUAGCUUGUCUGAAUGAUGCUAUGGAAAGGCGGGGACUGGAUAUGCAGGUGUCUGCCCUGGUCAAUGAUACUGUGGGAACACUAGCAGGAGCAAGAUACUGGGAUGACGAUGUCUCAGUUGCUGUCAUUCUGGGAACUGGAACCAAUGCAUGCUAUAUUGAAUGCGUAGAUGCUAUACCUAAGUUACAGGGCCACAAUUCCACAUCUGGAAGGACGAUUAUCAAUACAGAGUGGGGAGCAUUUUCAAAUGGUCUUCCUCUGACUCAGUUUGAUAGGGACAUGGAUGCUGAGAGUAUCAAUCCUGGUGAGCAGAUAUUUGAGAAGACAAUCUCCGGCAUGUACCUUGGAGAAAUCGUAAGACGAGUGCUACUAAAGAUGGCUGAAGCAGGUUCUUUGUUUGGUGAAUUUGUUCUGGAGAAAUUAUCCACUCCAUUUGUGCUCAGGACCCCAGAUAUGUCUGCUAUGCAGCAGGACAACUCUCAAGAUCUUGAAGUUGUUGAAGCAAUCCUAUAUAAAGUGGCCGGGGUGAAAUCCAAUUUAAAUGCAAGGAAGAUAGUCUUGGAAGUUUGUGACACAAUUGUAAAGCGGGGUGGGCGCUUAGCUGGUGCUGGUAUUGUUGGGAUACUUCAAAAAAUGGCAGAUUCAAAAGGUCUCGUCUCUGGAAAGAGGACAGUGGUAGCGAUGGAUGGAGGCUUGUACGAGCACUAUCCUCAAUACAGAAUAUACCUCCAAGAUGCAGUCACGGAGCUUCUCGGAUCAGAAAUUUCAAACAACAUAGUCAUAGAACAUACAAAAGAUGGGUCUGGGAUUGGAGCUGCUCUCUUGGCUGCUACAAACUCGAAGUAUGAACACAAUUUUUAGAACAGGAUGUUGGCCUGAUCCCAAAUAAAGAAAACUUUUUUUUUUUUUUUUUUUUUUUUGGGAGUUGGGAUGUUGGCUAGAUGUUUAUGGUAGUUUGGAUUCAGAAACUUUGGAUUGGGAAUAAAGGGGAAAACCAUGUCAACAAAAGGCAAGCUUAGGAAUUCACUUCAAAGUUUUGUAAUUUAGCAGCAUUUGAAUAUUUUUAUGCUGGUGAUGUGUUAGAAAAUAAGGUAUUGUUGUAACUUGUUCAUCUCCAUGUGUAGAUGCAACAAACUUCUGUUUGCUCGGAAAAUGAGAAAUUGAUUUUUAAAAUCAUCACUCAAUA
Camellia sinensis is the source of this 1918-nucleotide messenger RNA. RefSeq names its product hexokinase 3 (gene HXK3). The record is from RefSeq and is a predicted model, not a curated record. Gene Ontology annotation, cellular component: cytosol; mitochondrion. Gene Ontology annotation, biological process: glycolytic process; carbohydrate phosphorylation; glucose 6-phosphate metabolic process. Gene Ontology annotation, molecular function: fructokinase activity; D-glucose binding; glucokinase activity. Lineage: Eukaryota; Viridiplantae; Streptophyta; Magnoliopsida; Ericales; Theaceae.